AUGGCUCAAGACCUGGCCUCCCUACCCGCAACCCACCACCAGACCCAACACCCUUCAGCCCAGCUCCAAUCCCAGCAUCCCACAACCCCGCCACCAGUCCCAGCAAACUGCACCCUAUCACCAGACCCAACACCCUCAACCCAGCUCCAGUGCCCCAACACCCUGCAGUCCCAUCACCUGACCCAACACCCUUCAGCCCAUGAUGAGACCCAGCACCCCACAACCCCAUCACCAGACCAAAUACCCUGCAGCCCAGCCCAGCUCCAAUCCCAGCACCCACAACCCCAUCACCAGACCAAAUACCCUGCAGCCCAGCCCAGCUCCAAUCCCAGCACCCACAACCCCAUCACCAGACCAAAUAACUUGCAGCCCAGCUCCAAUCCCAGCACCCACAGCUCCAUCACCAGACCAAAUACCCUGCAGCCCAGCCCAGCUCCAAUCCCAGCAUCCACAACCCCAUCACCAACACCUUGUGGCCCUGAUCAGAGCAUCAGCACCAAACCCAACAUUUUACAGCCCAUCACCAGACCCAACACCCUGUGCCCCAGCACCAGACCCAACACCCUGUGUCCCAGCACCAGACCAGAAGGAUCCAGAAAUCCACAAGGCCUGCACCAGCAGAACCGACCCAAGACCCCUGGCCCAUUUCCACGCAAUAGGUUCCUGGAGGGAGAUAGCACCGGGACCUGCGCACCGCGCCGCACCGCGCCGUGCCUCCACUCGCCUCAGCUCCCGGGAGCGCUGCCGCCGCCGCAGCUUAAUGAAGAUAUGACAUUCAAGUCGGCUGAGUGGAGUGUGGGGCCCUGA
Molecule: messenger RNA, 807 nt
Organism: Sardina pilchardus (European sardine)
Lineage: Eukaryota; Metazoa; Chordata; Actinopteri; Clupeiformes; Clupeidae
Exons: 3
Coding region: 1-807 (268 amino acids)
Source: RefSeq, a predicted model, not a curated record